AGCAACUCAUUCUUACACUCGAACUAGCUACCUCUCAACCAGCAGUACUUUGACCAGCCACAUAGGCACGUAGCGACCGCGACAAUGCAGUACGGCGCGGCGGCGGAGCAGGCCUGGUACAUGCCGGCGAUGCCGGUGGCGGCCACGGUGGAAGAGACGGCGGCGCAGUGCGUGAAGCGGCUGGCGUCGGAAAGCGCGGUGGUGGUGUUCAGCGUGAGCAGCUGCUGCAUGUGCCACGCCGUGAAGCGCCUCUUCUGCGGCAUGGGCGUGCACCCCAUGGUGCACGAGCUGGACCUCGACCCGCGGGGGCGCGAGCUGGAGCGCGCCCUCGCCGGCCUCCUCGGCGCCGGCCCCGCCACCGCGCCGGUCGUGCCCGUCGUGUUCAUCGGCGGCAGGCUGGUAGGAGCCAUGGACCGCGUCAUGGCUGCGCACAUCAACGGCUCCCUCGUGCCGCUGCUCAAGGAGGCCGGAGCGCUCUGGCUCUGAUGAGCGCCGCCAUUGGCGUCGCUGCAGCUAAUAGUAGGGCGGAUUAACUAAUACACCACAGUGAGUUAAUCGAGUAGUGUUCGUGUGUUUGUGUGUGUGAGAGAGAGAGGUCGGUGAUUUUUUACUAGUGCUGCCUCCGUCUUGUGUGUGAGCUGUGUGGGAGUUGGCACGUGCUUGCGUGCAUGGUCACACGUACGAGCGUGUGCGGGAUUGCUUGCUUGCUUGCUUGGUGCCAGAAAG
Molecule: messenger RNA, 726 nt
Organism: Phragmites australis (common reed)
Lineage: Eukaryota; Viridiplantae; Streptophyta; Magnoliopsida; Poales; Poaceae
Product: glutaredoxin-C5-like
Exons: 1
Coding region: 85-486 (133 amino acids)
Source: RefSeq, a predicted model, not a curated record